CCCCUAUAAAACCCCAAAGGUGCCUGACAACACUCAGUACUCCCAAAGCAGUAAUAGCAUUCUCUCUUACAAUUCUCUUUAUUAUUUCAUCACUUUCUCCCCAAACAACAGAAAUGGCCGGAAAGAUUGCAUCCUUUGUGGUUUUGUGCAUAGUGGCAGCUGCGCACUGCGCAGAAGCCCUAACUUGCACUGAGGUGGACGCGUACCUCAAAGAUUGCGUACCUUUCCUUACAAAAACUGGGCUUCUGGGAACCUGUUGCGACGGCGUCAAGAAAUUAGACGCCGUUGCCACCACCACAACUGACCGUCAAAGUGCAUGUACUUGCCUGAAAGCUGCUGGUGAAACUAUCAUAGGACUUGAUUGGAGUAGAAUUGGUGAUCUUCCAAGUGCCUGUGGUGUCAAUCUUCCAUACACUAUUACCGCUGACAUUGACUGUUCCAAGGUCGUGUAAAAGGAUGAAGAAAGAUCUAAGUUUACAACCGCACAAUUUGGUAGUAUGCAAUAAUGAGGAGAAGAAGAAUAAGAGAUGGGAUUUUCUUCUUUGAUCUUAAUUACUUAUUGGUCCAUUUGUAUUUCUUUUUUCCUCUUUGUGUGUGUCCCUUUCUGAGUCUCUAGUUCAGUGUUGUGUAAUAAAUAAGCGGUUGUAUUAAUAUCUAUCAUUUUUUUAUUAGCUUAA
Messenger RNA from Nicotiana attenuata, 677 nucleotides. Its product is annotated as non-specific lipid-transfer protein 1-like. Gene Ontology annotation, molecular function: lipid binding. Gene Ontology annotation, biological process: lipid transport. Gene Ontology annotation, cellular component: membrane. NCBI's taxonomy places the organism in Eukaryota, Viridiplantae, Streptophyta, Magnoliopsida, Solanales, Solanaceae. Bases 114 to 452 code for a protein of 112 amino acids. The record is from RefSeq and is a predicted model, not a curated record. The transcript is spliced from 2 exons.